CGGUGUCAAGUUCAAUUUAUUAUCUUUGAAAAACUGCUAUAUUGUCAAAACCCAAUAUAUUCUGCCAUGUGGAAGCUAUUUUUGAUCAAUGAAAAAACAAAUGUGGCUGUGCAUGACCAUAAAUACGCUUACUAAUGAGAUAGUGUCUUGCUCCGUCAGAUACAGGGGAGCCCAUUUCUGUAUAAUUGACACGAGUGUACCCAUAGGGCUAAUUAUUGGACUUGUUGGUGAGUGAAAUGUUUUUAUGGGUCAAAAAUGUAGGAAAAGAGCACAUUUGAAGGCAUCGUCCCUGUGAGACGCCACUGUGCCCCGCAAGUGCAACGUUGUGCUUUAUUUCUGCGACUAAUAGGCCAUAAUAUGGCAUCAUACGAAAGAGUAAAGCGGUCUGUGCCACACCCCCUUAUCCGCGGUGUGGUGGUAUGAUCCACGGAUGCUGUUAUAGCGGCGACCAGCCUCGGCAGCAUCAGCAACACCAGUGAGUCUCGUCGGGUUCAAGUGCAGCUAAUCGCAGUUUGCCGGGCUCCCUCCUGUCACCACCGCACUGUCCUGCCGGGCUUUCAUACCCUGCCUACCAACAGACUCCCUUCCCCUCUGCAGAGAUCUCGUCUGAGGCAGCGUCCACUUCGUAUCGAAACCACACCGGCGGAGUCCGAGGAGCGCGGCGAGGUGUCUCAGUCACGUUUCGAGCAGAGGCACAACGUCACGGGGUUCCGAUUCUGCUUGGGGGGCGGGAUUGCUCCGCACUUGGAUCUUAAGCGUGGAAUUUCACCGAAAAGGAAUGGCUGCUGCUACACGUCAGGAAGACUCCGUAUUCUGCAUUGUGGCUGUGCUGAGUGAUUAAGUGGAUGCCCUUCAAGCCAUGGAGGAGAUGGACAGUAAACCCUACCAGCCGCUGUCUAAGGGCCGUCAUGAAAUGGAGAUGUCGUACACCAGUUCGUCUGAUGAGAGCGAGGACGGUCACGCUCACCACCGCUCUUACACCUCACGUGAAACCCUGCCUGACUACACACACGAGCUACGCCUCACGCUUGGAUCACACCGCGAAAGGCAGAACAACUACAGCCAAGCUCAGCCAGGUAUCCCAUAUGCUCAGGAUUUCUGCAACGCUGCUCAGCUGAGGAGUCCAGACUACGUCCACCAACAGCAACAACAGCAGCAGCAUCAAGAAGACGACGAGGAAGCAUUAUGCGCUGGACCCACCGCUCACAUCCACAGCCGCGGCUACUCCCUGGGCAUCGGUUCCGAUGUGGACACUGAGCCUGAUGUGGAACCCUCAGCCGCCCAUGGCCUACAGCACAUGUGGAUGCGUGGUUUGAAGUCGGAGCAGAGCUCCUGCCUGACAAGCCGCGCCAACUCUGCCCUGUCUCUCACCGACACCGAGCAUGACAGAAAAUCUGAGCCCGAUAAUGAGUUGCCCAGCAGUCCAGGUGGUCAGUUCACAUUUCGACCGUUGCCGCCACCUCCUCCGCCCCCGCAUGCCUGCACCUGCGCCCGCCCGGCACCCUACACCCAAGUCAGUCUGCAGAGGAAAACCAUGCCGACGCGAUGUCAGGCCAGCCAGGGCGUCCAGGGGGCAGACACCAGUUCAAGCACGGACCAGGCACAGCUUCAUGACAGCUGGGUGCUGAACAGCAACAUUCCCUUAGAGACCAGACACUUCCUAUUCAAGCAAGGCUCGGGCUCAUCAGCCCUGCUUUCAGGUGCGGGGCAGGGUUACCCUUUGACCUCUGGAACAGUGUACUCGCCUCCGCCCAGGCCCCUGCCUCGCAGCAGUGUGACCAGACCACUGUUUACCUUCAACAAGCCUCAUCGCUGCUGCAACUGGAAGUGUACAGCAUUAUCUGCGUCUCUUCUCACUCUUACCCUAGCUCUGCUGCUCACAUAUGUCAUUGCGGUCCACCUGUUAGGUCUGACCUGGCAUCUGCGGCACGGCGAAAGCCAGCUGUAUGAAAAUGGUGUGAGCUCAGCAGACCAUCAACAGGAGGACCGCAAAACUAGACCUACCAGCUCCAUCCACCUGCUGGACACACUCAACCCUGAGAACACACAUGCCAGUGACAGAGAGAAGUGGGUGCGCGGACGGACCAUUGACAGUGGUGAGGUCGACAUUGGAACACAACAGAAUCAGGCCAUCCCACCAGGAGUCUUUUGGAGGUUUCAUAUGACUGUGCACCACCCGACCCACAUCAAGUUCAAUCUCUCCCUCUCCCAUAAUGCACUGCUGGGGGUCUACGGACGCAGGAAUAUACCACCUACACACACACAGUUCGACUUUGUGAAACUGCUGGAAGGCAAGGCGCUGCCCAGAUCUUUGAGUGAUCAUGUUUCAGCUGGCAAAGCACCCAAAGGUCUGCUGCUGAGCGGCUUCCAAGAAACGCGCUUUAUUGAGUACAUGGACCCUGGCACCUGGCAUCUGGCUCUCUACAACGAUGGACGCAACCUCGAGCAAGUAUUACUCCACAGCACACCCAUAGAAACAAUGGAUGGCUGUUCCAAAGGAUGUAAUGGAAAUGGCGAGUGUGUUGCUGGACGCUGCCACUGCUUUGCUGGUUUCAUGGGUCCUAACUGUGCCAAAGAUUCGUGCCCUGUGUUGUGCAGCGGUAACGGCGUUUAUGAGAAGGGAAGGUGUGUGUGCCUGACCGGUUGGAAGGGAGCAGAGUGCAAUGUGGAGGAAGGUCAGUGUAUCGACCCCACCUGCUCCAACCACGGCUCCUGCUUGCACGGCAUCUGCAUAUGCAGCCCAGCCUACAAGGGAGUAAACUGUGAACUGGUGGACUGCGUGGACCCUCAGUGUGGUGGGCAUGGCGUGUGCGUCCGCGGGGAGUGUGUCUGCUCUCCAGGCUGGGCAGGAGUGAGCUGUGAUGACCCGUUGCCAGCCUGUCAGGAGCAGUGUUCAGGACAUGGCACCUACCUCCCUGAGUCAGACACCUGCGCCUGCCAGCCCAACUGGACAGGACCAGACUGCUACAUUGAACUGUGCCCAGUCCCGUGUGGCAGUCAUGGUGUUUGCUCCGAGGGCCAGUGCCAGUGUGAGGAGGGUUGGCUCGGCGCGGCAUGCGACCAGAGAGCGUGCCAUCCUCGCUGCGAAGAACAUGGCCAGUGCCACGAUGGGACUUGCAUCUGCCAACCCGGCUGGGAGGGAGAGCACUGUAACAUCGUUGCUCAUGAUUUGGACAUCGUUGUGAAAGACGGCUGCCCAGGGUUGUGCAGCGGGCACGGGCGCUGUACCCUGGAGCAGAGUGGCUGGCGCUGCGUGUGCCAGGCUGGAUGGAGUGGGCCUGGUUGCAGCGUUGUCAUGGAAACUGACUGCAGUGAUGGAACAGACAACGAUGGAGAUGGUCUGAUUGACUGUGUGGAUCCGGACUGUUGCGAGCAGCUUAGCUGUGGCUCUGACCCUCUAUGCCGCGGCUCGGCUGACCCCAUGGCCUUGUUGCAACGGAGCCCAUUGCCCCCAACUGCACCGGCCUCACCCAUUAACACACACACUUACAGUUUCUACCGCCGCAUCCACUUUCUCCUUGGCAAAGCAGCCACACACGCUCUCCCUGGAGACGUGCCCUUUGAUACCAGCCGUGUUGCUGUGAUUCGAGGCAGCGUUGCAUUGCAAGAUGGCUCUUCAUUGGUUGGCGUCAACAUCACCUUCCCUCAGCAUCCCGAAUAUGGGUACACCAUCAGUCGACAGGAUGGAAGUUAUGACCUGGUGACUUUGGGUGCAAUGUCAGUGACUCUGAUGUUCCAACGCCCGCCUUUCCUGUCACAAACACGUACUGUCUGGACCCCAAACAACAACUUCUUGGUUUUGGAUCAGGUCAUCAUGUCCAGGGAAGAGGUUCAGCCUCAAAAAUGUGAUAUUCGGACUGUUUUGAGUCCUUAUCCUCUGGUCUUGCCAUACCCACUGCCCAAAUACACAGGGACAUGUGCAGAGAAGGGUUCUGCUGUACCAGAGCUUCAGGCAGUGCAGGAAGAAGUUGCAAUUCCAGGAUCCUUCAUGAAGCUGAACUAUUUGAGUACCCGAGCCGCAGGUUACCUCUCCUUGUUGCGUAUCCUCCUCACACCUUCAUCCGCGUCCUCGCCCAUCUCGCCCCUGGGCAGUUUGUCAAAGGUGCAUGUGAGAGCUUCAGUCCAGGGAAGGUUGUACCAACGCUGGUACCCUGCUGGGCCUGGUCUGGUCCACAGGGUGGUCUGGAACAAAACAGACGUUUAUGGCCAGAAGGUGUGGGGCCUCACUCAUGCAACUGUAUCGGUCGGCUAUGAGUAUGAAUCGUGUCCUGGAGUUAUUCAGUGGGAGAGGAGAACGGCGCUCAUGCAGGGUUUUGAGUUGGUGCCCUCUCACCUCGGAGGUUGGUCCUUGGACAAACAUCAUUCCCUCAACAUUCGUAGUGGAAUCCUCCACAAGGGAAAUGGAGAAAAUGUCUUCCUCUCCCAGCAGCCCGCUGUGAUCGCCACAGUUAUGGGGAACGGGUUCUAUCGGAGCGUCCCCUGCGGGCCAAGCUGCAGUGGCGCAGCCCGUGAUCUGAUGCUGUACGCCCCUGUGGCACUGUGCAGUGGUCCUGACGGUUCUCUAUAUGUUGGGGACUUCAACUUCAUCCGCAGGGUGCAUCCAGAUGGCUACACCAGGACCAUUUUGGAACUUAAGAACCGGGAUACCAGACACAGCACCAGCCCGGCCCAUAAAUACUACUUAGCCAUGGACCCAAUGGGAGAAGUUCUUUAUGUGUCGGACACCAGCAGUCGCAGAGUGUACAGGGUGAGGAACCUUGGUCAGCCGAAAGAUCCGUCACGCAACCUGGAGGUGGUUGCUGGGACCGGGGAGCAGUGUUUGCCCUUUGACCAGAGCCACUGUGGAGAGGGCAGGAAGGCCACCGAAGCGGCACUCAAUAACCCUCGAGGUAUUGCAGUGGAUAAAAAGGGUGUUGUCUACUUUGUUGAUGGCACCACCAUUCAGAAGAUUAAUGAAAGGGGUUUCCUGUCCACUGUCAUUGGCUCCAAUGGACUGAUGUCAACGCAACCCCUAAGCUGUGAUGCGCGCAUGGACAUCAGCCAGGUUCGUCUGGAGUGGCCAACAGACUUGGCGAUAAACCCUCUGGACAACUCCCUCUACAUCCUAGACAACAACAUUGUGUUACAGGUAUCAGAGACUCUUCAGGUGCGUAUUGUCGCCGGCCGUCCCAUCCACUGCCAGGUGCCAGGUAUUGACCACCAUCUAAUGAGCCGAGCUGCAGUUCGGGCCACUUUGGAAGCAGCCAAAGCCAUCGCCGUGUCGCACUUGGGCACCCUGUACAUUGCUGAGACUGAUGAGAGGCGCAUCAAUCGCAUUCAGCAGGUGUCAACCAACGGGGAGAUUUCAGUUAUCUGUGGCGCUCCUACGGACUGUGACUGCAAGAUAGACCCCAACUGUGACUGCUUCUCCGGUGACGGCGGCUACGCUCGUGACGCCCGACUCAAAGCUCCCUCCUCUCUGGCCGUUGGUCCCAAUGGCACGCUGUACAUCGCUGAUCUAGGGAACAUUCGGAUCCGAGCUGUCAGCCCCAACCAGCCCCAGCCUGGCCCGGCUGGACUGGUGGAGAUCAGCUCUCCACUCGACCAGGAACUCUAUCUCUUCAGCCAGAAUGGCUCCCACCUGCACACUAAGCACCUGAUCACCGGCCACUACCUGUACAAUUUCUCUUACGGUAGAGACGGCCUGUUGUCUGCAGUGACGGGUCGUGAUGCUCAUGGGCUGCAGGUGAAGAGAGAUGCUCACGGUGUGCCGCUCUGGCUGGCGCUACCUGGUGGCCAGGUGUACCGCUUGUCUCUGAGUAACAGCGGAACACUGAGGAAGGUUUCCGCACAAGGUCACGACGUCGCCCACAUCAUUUACCACGGUAACACCGGUCUCCUAGCAACCAAGAGCGAUGAGAACAGUUGGACCACUGUGUAUGAGUACAACAACGAAGGCCGCUUGACCAACAUCACCCUCCCGACGGGUGAUGUGCGUGGUUUCCAAGGCAACCUGGAGCGCUGGUCGAGGGUUGAGGUUGAAGCAUCCAACCGGGAGAACUUUGUCACCAGCACGAACCUGUCUGCCAGUGACACUAUCUACACAUUCAAACGAGACCAUGCACAGAGUUCUUACAAAGUCAACGCCGACGGCUCGUUCUUUGUGUCGCUGGCCAGCGGGAUGGAGCUGUCCCUGAGCACAGAGCCCUUUCUGCCGGGAGGUGUUGGGGGUGGAGUCAGCCCAACCGCCAGCCGCUGUAACAUCAGCCUGCCCGGUGACCACGCCCCCAGUCUAAUUGAAUGGAGGCAAAGGAAGGAGCAAAGCAAGACAAACUACACCACUUAUGAACGCAGGCUGAGGGCACAUAACAGGAACUUGCUGUCCAUAGACUUUGAUCAGAGCACACGAGUGGGCAAGAUCUAUGAUGACCACAGAAAGUUCACCCUCCAUAUCCAAUAUGAUAUUCUUGGCCGCCCUGUGGUGUGGUCUCCGAGCAGCAAAUACACUGAAGUAAAUGUCAGCUACUCUGGAGGUGGACUCUUGUCAGCCAUCCAUCGUGGGGAAUGGUUUGAACGUCUCAAAUACGAGAAUGACAAGGUGGUAUCCAGAGCCUGGGUCAAUGGGAAGAUAUGGAGCUACACAUACAUAGACAGAGCGGUCAUGCUACUUCUACACAGCCAACGGAGAUACGUCUUUGAAUACGAUCAGACGGACCGACUGAUAGCGGUCACGAUGCCCAGCAUGGCCAAACACAACCUGCGCUCGCUGCUGUCCAUUGGUUACUACAGGAAUAUGUACACUCCUCCUGACAGCCUGGCGUCCUUCCUGCAGGACUACACCCUGGAUGGGAGGCUGCUCAGGACUCAGUACUUGGGGACGGGACGCAGUGUCAUCUACAGGUAUACACCAGCAGCACAUCUCUCUGAGGUGACAUAUGACUCCACCUUGGUGACCUUCACUUACGAUGAGGCCUCUGGCAGCGUCAAAAUCAUCCAUCUCACCCACAACGGCUUCAUAAGCUCUAUACGAUACAGGCAGACAGGUACACGUGCAUUUGUGUGGGUGGAGCAGUUUGGCAAGUUCAGCGUCAUCUUUUAUGACCUCAACCAGGUGAUCACUACACAUCUGAUGAAGCACACCAAGGUGUUUAACUCAUACGGCCAAGUGGUGGAGGUCCAGUACGAGAUCCUCAAAUCUAUCGCCUACUGGAUGACCAUCCAGUAUGACUCUGCAGGACGUACAACCACCUGCGACAUUAGGGUGGGCGUGGACAGCAAUGUGACCCGAUACACCUACGAGUAUGACGCGGACAGCCAACUGCAAAGUGCUGCCGUCAAUGAGCGGCCUCAAUGGCGCUACAGCUAUGACCUCAACGGGAAUAUCAACCUGCUGAGCCACGGCACCAGUGCAAGGUUGGUUCCACUGCGUUAUGACCAGCGAGACCGCAUCACACACCUCGGUGAGAUACAAUACAGUGUGGAUGACGACGGAUUCCUCCGUCAGCGAGCCAAUGACCUCUUUGACUACAACUCCAAUGGGGCGCUGUACUACGACCUGCAGGGUCACCUCAUCGCCAUGGAGUUGAGCAGUGGGGAGGAAUACUACGUCGCCUGUGACAGUGUGGGGACCCCAAGGGCCGUUUUCUCAAGCAAGGGCCGACUGGUCAAAGAGAUUCUCUAUACCCCCUACGGAGAAGUCUAUCAGGAUACCAACCCUGACUUUCAACUCAUCAUCGGAUUCCACGGAGGCUUGUAUGAUCCUCUCACACGGCUAGUCCACCUGGGUAGGCGGGAUUAUGACACUCUAGCUGGUCGCUGGACUUCACCCAACCAUGAGCUGUGGGUUGAGCUGAGCAAGGAGCCAAGACCGUUUAACUUAUACGCCUUCAAAAACAACUGCCCCAUGGGGAAAGUGGAGGAGGUGACGCAGUUUACAACAGACAUUGGCAGCUGGUUGCAGCUAUUUGGCUUCCAGCUUCACAACGUUGUGCCUGGUUUCCCAAAGCCUGAGAUCAGCCGCUUGGAACAAACAUAUGAACUGAUGAAGACUCAAACCAAGACCCAAGACUGGGACUCGAGCAAGGUGGUUUUGGGAAUCCAAUGUGAGCUCCGCAGGCAGCUGAGACGUUUCAUCUCUUUGGAGCGUUUGCCUCUAGUCUCAGCACCCGUUGGCUCAACCUGCCACCGACCAACACGACCUCCUCCCUUCGGUUCCCGGCCCUUUCUUCUCGGGCCCAGCAUCCGCUUUGCCAUCUCCCACAGCCGCGUGAGCGCCGAAGUUAUCGGUGUGGCCAGCGAGGACAGUCGGCGAGUGGCUGCCAUUUUGAACGGCGCCGUUUACCUCGACGGGCUGAGUUUCACAGUGCACGGCUGCGACAGCCACCACUUCCUGCAGUCCCGACCUAUUGAGGAAGACCUCGCUUUGGGUUUAGGGGUCGGUGGGCGCGUCCUAGAGAGUGGAGUCAACGUGAGCGUAUCGCAAAUGAGUGCCAUGCUCAACGGCAGGACUCGUCGGUUCGCUGACAUCACUCUCCAGCAGGGGACGCUGUGCUUGUGCAUCCGUUAUGGCGGCAAUGAGGAGGAGGAAAGAGCGAGGGUGAGGGAGGAGGCUCGGCGGAGAGCAGUGGAGGGGGCGUGGGACCACGAGAGGAAGAGAGUGGAGUUAGGCGACGCCGGGAGCCGAACGUGGAGCGAUGUGGAGAAGCAGCAGCUGCUGUCUGCCGGACGUGUGCAGGGUUACGACGGCUACUACUCUCUGCCUAUAGAGCAGCAGACAGAGCUGUCCGACUGCCCCUACAACAUCCACUUCAUGACUCUAAGCGAGGUGGGAGGCAGGUAACACUGAAGCGGCUCUCCCAUCCCAGCCCACCAAAGACUGCCUGUUUCUACUCGACUCCAAUUUGUUCUACCCUUUCUAUACUGUAUGAAAAAAAGGUGACAUCAUCAAAAAAGAACAAGACGAGAGAUUAGGGGAAAAAGAUUUCCAAAAUUGCCUUUAACUGUGACAGAAUGAUGGUAUUUUAUUAUUAUUGUCUGGUUUCUAACAGUGGCACAAGCAAGUGUGGUCUGGUUGUGGCUUUGCUUUUUGUAUCCCUGCUAGCCAGGGAGUUAACUGACGCUUCUGCUGUCCUAAACACUCUUCUUCACUUUCGAUUUUGUUCUAAUUUACCCAAGCUGAAGACUUCUACGGUUGCCAGUAAAUUAUCUCCUUCAUGACUCAAAUCAAGAGCACUCUAGUUGCCAAUUACUCCGGAUAUACUCCCGUUUACGUCAUGUGCAAGAGAGGCCUUGUCGACUCUGACACUUCCCGAAAAGAGGAGGGAACUUCUUCUGGGUCGCUGCCUCUGCUGUGCCCCAACAGUAGUUUGUAUGCGUGUGUGUACUCCAAUCAAGAAUGUACAUAGCCAGUGCUUUCACACUGAGGAAAAAAAAAAAAGUGCUCAACUGGAAGUUCUGUUGUUCAUAAGUAAGUGUCAGUAUUGUUAAUCAAUAGAAAGAGCAGUUACAUUUUUGCAAAGAAUUAUACAUGGCUAUAGUAAAUAUUCUCGCUGAAAAAAAAAAAUCUGACUUUAUGGGGUUCCAAUGCUGAUUAAAGUUAUUAUGUGUGAA
Molecule: messenger RNA, 9588 nt
Organism: Hippocampus comes (tiger tail seahorse)
Lineage: Eukaryota; Metazoa; Chordata; Actinopteri; Syngnathiformes; Syngnathidae
Gene: tenm1
Product: teneurin transmembrane protein 1
Exons: 38
Coding region: 860-8818 (2652 amino acids)
Biological process (GO): neuron development; heterophilic cell-cell adhesion; signal transduction
Cellular component (GO): neuron projection; membrane
Molecular function (GO): protein homodimerization activity; protein heterodimerization activity; cell adhesion molecule binding
Source: RefSeq, a predicted model, not a curated record